UAACCCUCGCAGGAAACAAAAGCAAUUAAAAAAUGUUGUGUGUAAAAGACAUGUAAUAGGAUGAGGUUGUUGUGCGGGCAGAGGUUGGACGAGGUCACGGCCAGUGCCAGAUCCCAUCUUGGUGGAGGGAUGUGCUCAUGUGAUGGGUAAUUAAGAUGCUGGAUGUGGGGACUGAGAGAGGAGAAGAGGGCAGAAAGACUCCUCGAUUUACCAGAAUCCAAGACCCGAUUUCCCCCCAAGUUUUUUGAUAUUAGAAAUCGGGGGCUCAUCUUAAAUUCAGAGUCCUGUUCCUUUGAAGUAAAUGCAGAUCGGAAGUCAGCCUGGAGAGGCGGAGUCGGUUGCUAGGGGUGACGCUUACGGAGUUCCGGGCGGGAGAUUCGGAGCCUGGAGAAGUCUGCGGAGGAAGGGAAGAGGAGGACGCGGGAAGGGAAGGAGGCAGCGAAGGAAGGGGAGCGGGACUGAGCAUGGAUAAGAAAAUCUUGGGUCUAGCAGUGCAAGAAAAAACAGACCAACUUCAGGCAUGCCUGCAAAACCUGAAAGAAAAGGAGCUGAAUGACUUGGUUACAAAGCAGGCUCUGAGGGGGAAGGAGAUUGGUGCCCUCCUGAGAGGAAUCUUCAAAGGUUCCUCUUGCUCCCAGCCGGGUGGGGUGGCCAGGAGGCUCAAUGUUUACAAGCACUGUGUCCAGCUGGUGGAGUCGGGCGACCUGCAUGCAGAAGUUGCGUCUGAGAUUAUAAGGCUGCUGAUGUUAGAGGCUCACCAACUGCCAGGCCCUGCAUUAGCUGACUUAGCCAUUUUCUUCGUUGAUGCCAUCAAAGGAGGCAGCCUGCUCAGCGGCAAAUCUUUGGAGUUAUUUCCUACCAUCUUGACUGCCUUGGCUACAUCGGAAGAAAGCCUCGUAUAUGGGGAAGGUGAACUGAGUGGGGAAGAAUUUAAGAAACAGCUGAUCAAUACACUGUGCUCCAGCAGGUGGGGUCAUCAGCAUGUGAUUCAUCUCACCACCAUGUUCAGGGACAUGCCGCUGAGUCCAGAAGAGUUGCAGUUUGUGGUAGAAAAGGUCCUCCGGAUAUUCUCUAAGUUAGACCUGCAGGAAAUCCCGCCUUUGGUUUAUCAGCUGCUGUUGCUUUCCGCAAAGGGCAGCAAGAAGAACAUCUUGGAAGGAAUAAUCCGCUUCUUCAACCAGAUGGACAAAAAGCAAAGGGAAGAGCAGAAACAUUCGGAGUCAGCAGAGCUCGAAGAAGCCAUGGUGCCCUUGGACCAACUCCGCCACGUGGAAGGCACAGUCAUCCUCCAUAUCGUGCUGGCUAUUAGUCUGGAUCAGGAUUUAGGAAAGGAGCUAUUGAAACACUUAAAGUCGGAGCAGCAAGCAGAUCCCAGCAGAGCCCUCUGUCCCUUCAGCAUCACUGUUCUGCUGUCAGUGGCCAGAAUACAUCGCUUUGAAGAUCAGGUGUUUGACUUUCUGAAAACUUCCAUCAUGAGGAGCUUCAAGGACAUGCAAUUCCUUCAGGGCUCCAAGUUCCUCCAGGAUCUGUCUCCUCUGCAUUAUGACAUAUCAGCCAUGGUUUUAGAAGUCGUGGCAAACAGUGUGUUUGGUUGGGAUCAUGUGACUCGGGGCCUGGUGGAUCUCGGUUUCAUCCUGAUGGACUCCUACGGGCCAAAAAGGGGGUUGGGAGGCAACGCGAAUCAUGGCCUUUCUAAAAGCCCAGCUCAGCAGGCCUGCAAGCUGGGGGCUGAUAUCCUGUUGGAAGCGUUCAAGGUCCACGAGCUGAUCAGAAGUGAAAUCCUGGAGCAGCUCCUGAACAGAGUCAUCACAAAUGCCAGUUCCCCCAUCAGCCACUUCAUAGAUUUGUUGUCCAGCAUUAUCCUGUCCGCCCCGCUGGCCCUUCAGAGCUCUUCCUCCAAAGUCACCGAGGCCUUUGAUCACUUGUCAUUCCUGCCUCUUGACACCGUUCAAGGGCUGCUUAAGGCGGUGCAGCCCCUACUCAAAAUCAGCAUGUCCAUGAGGGACUCCCUGAUCCUUGUUCUUCGUAAAUCAAUGUUUUCUGGGCAGCUGGAUGCCCGUAAGUCGGCGGUGGCUGGCUUUUUGCUCCUCUUGAAGAAUUUUAAGGUUCUGGGCAGUUUGACCUCCUCCCAGUGCAGCCAGGCGAUUGGCGCAAGUCAGAUCCAGGUGGACGUUCAUGCCCGCUAUAACUCGGCAGCUAACGAGGCCUUCUGCCUGGAAAUCCUGGGCAGCCUGAGACGAUGCUUAAGCCAGCAGGCUGAUGUCAGGCUCAUGUUGUACGAGGGUUUUUAUGAUGUCCUGCGCAGAAACUCUCAGCUGAGUAACUCUGUUCUGGAGAUGCUGCUAUCUCAGAUAAAGCGAUACUACGAACCAGAACCAGACCUGCUGCCGCCGUUAAAACUAGAAGGAUGCAUCCUGGCUCAGAGAGACCAAAUCUUCCUUCAGGAACCACUGGCUCACCUGCUCUGCUGCAUCCAGCAUUGCCUGGCCUGGCACAGAAGCACCUUAGCCCUGCGCCGACAGGCUGCAGAAGAAGAGGACGACGGUGACGACAGCGGCGAUGGGGGCUUCCAGCAGGACUUGGGUGAAAUGCUGGAGUCCAUCACGCAGCGAAUGAUCAAGAGCGAACUGGAAGACUUUGAACUGGAUAAGUCAGCAGACUUCUCUCAAUCUACCGGCGUGGGCCUGAAGAACAACAUCUACGCCAUCCUAGUGAUGGGUGUCUGUGAGGUCCUGAUCGAGUACAACUUCAGCACAGGGAACUUCAGCAAGAGCAAGUCUGAAGAUGUCCUGGGUCUGUUCAAGUGUUACACCAAGCUCUCUGAAAUCCUGAAAGAGAAAGCCGGAAAGAACAAGCCCCCGUCUGCAAAUAAACUUGCACGAAGCUUCCUUUCCAUGGGCUUUGUCGCCACUCUGCUCACGAGUCUCUUCAGGGACUGUUCCCAGAGCCAUGAGGAGAGCCUGGCUGUCUUGCGCUCCAGCAGCGAGUUCAUGCGCUACUCCGUCAGUGUGGCACUGCAGAAGGUGCAGCAGCUGGAGGAGACGGGGCAGACGGACGGGCCCGAUGGGCAGAGCCAAGAGAAGAUGUUUCAGAGCCUCUGCAAGAUCACCCGAGUCCUGCUGUGGAGAUAUACCUCGAUCCCGACUGCAGCCGAAGAACUGGGGAAGAAGGAGAAGGGCAAGAGCAUCUCGCUGCUGUGCUUGGAGGGUUUGCUACGGAUCUUUAACACCGUGCAGCACCUUUAUCGGGCGAAAAUCCCCCAGUUCCUGCAAGCGCUGGAUACUGCCAAUGAAGAUGCAGGAGAAGAGGUGGAUAUAAACGUUGCUGAGAAAACCUCCUUCCAGAUCCGACAGUUUCAGAGGUCACUAGUGAACCAGCUCAGCAAUCAAGACAACGACUUCAAUAGCAAGGAAGCCCUUUUGCUGAUCAACAUCAUCUCACUGCUUUCCAAGCUGCUGGAGCCCUCCUCGCCGCAGUUUGUACAGCUGUUGUCUUGGACGGUCAAGAUUUGCAAGGAAACCAGCCUAGAAGAUGCGCCCUGCUGCCGAGGUCUGCUGGCCCUCCUCUUCAGUCUGCACGCCCUCCUCAAGAGUCCCGUCAGCUUGUUGCGUCAGCUCGCUCGGGAUAUCCAUGCUCAGCUUGGGGACACAGAGGAGGACAUGGAAGUGGAGCCUCAGUCCCAUUUCGCUCUUGUGAACGCCAAGACGGCUGCUCCUACGGCUUGUUUGCUGGUUUUGGGCCAAGCGGAGAAGAUCCUUGAAGAGGUAGAUUGGCUGAUCAAUAAGAUGAAGAACCAUUUGGGAUCGGAGGCAGCAGAUGCCUCCCAAGAAGCAAACGAGACCCAGCUCCUAGAGAAAGCCACCAUGCUUCAGAUGGGGACUCUGCUGACCGCUUACCACGAGCUGGUGCAGACCGCCUUGCCUGCCGGGAGUUGUGUGGACUCUCUGCUCAGGAGCGUUGGCAAGCUGUAUGCCAUCCUCACCUCCCUUGUCAAAUACUAUAUCCAAGUGUGUCGCAGCACAACCUGGGGGAUUCCAGGGCGGCUGGAGAAGCUGGUCCGACUCUCGGGUUCCCAUCUGACCCCACAGUGUUAUAGCUUCAUCACCUAUGUGCAGAACAUCCAGAGCGAAACCUUGAGCUUUGCAGGAGAAAAGAAGAAGAAAAAGGACCAGACGGCAGCAGAGGUGACCACUGUCAUGGCCAAAGUACUGCGGGAAACUAAGCCAAUCCCAAACUUGGUUUUUGCUAUAGAGCAAUAUGAGAAUUUUCUGAUCCAUCUCUCGAAAAAGUCCAAGGUGAACCUGAUGCAGUACAUGAAGCUGAGCACUUCCCGAGAUUUCCGCAUCAACAUGUCAACCCUGGAGAACGCCCUGCAGGAACAGAAUGUUGAAGAUGUCGAGAGUGAGCCAGGCAAUGACCAGAGCAUUGCAUCUGCACAAUCGACUGACAGCCAGGAACCCAAGAAGAAGAGAAGACGAAAAAAGUGAAGCGCUGUCCUGUUUAUUCCCAGCCUUGGCUUCUGUGCACUUUACAUAGCCCUAACGGGCACACAGCGCUGCCUCCUAACACAAGCUUUAACAGGGCGCACGUUUGAAGGGAUCUCUUCGUCGUUUGAAUCACCCAUGAUCUCUUGAGAGCAUGUACCAAAAAUGGUACAUGCUCCUGAAGAACAGUCCUGAAGAACAGUCCUGGCCUAUCCUUGCAGCGUUCCCUUCUGGCCUGGAUCUUGUGGCACAGACCCACUGGGGAGGUCUGCUGCUACUAUAUCUGGCCCCACCCUCUUACUUCUCAGAGUGGAAAGAAAAGUCACUCUACUGGCCAUUUGCUUAAGAAAGAGACUGCUUCCGCGAAGACUCCCUGAGUUGCUCCAAUCCGUCUUUGCCUGAAUCUCAGGCCUUAUUUUGCUUUUUCCAAAGAGCCUUUGGUUUUUUCAAGAAGUUGAUAUAUAUCCAGUGCAUCACCUGAAAGGAACAAAAGUUGUUAAAUCGCUUUUACAUUUUCUUAGAGUCCAGUCAGCAGCAAACCCUUUAGACUGCUCAACUCUGGCCCUCCUGCAGAUGUUUGCCUACAACUCCCCUAAUCCCUGGAUAUUGGUCAUUGUGUUUGAGGAUUAUGGGAUUUGUAGUCCAAAACCAGCAGGGGGGCCUAAGUUGAGCAGACCUGCUUUAGAUCCAUUUGUUGUCUUAUGGGUCUCUAUGCAGAUCUUGUCCUAUAGAGUAGAAAUUGUUGUGUGUAUCUUCUGAAAAGGAACAGUAAUUGACAGUAUGUCUCAGAAUGUACUUUGCUGCCACUAGGAUUAUUGUUAUGAGGAACUGGAGAAUAUUCCCAAAGGUCCUAUUAAUUGUCCUUUUUUCUAAAGUGCACUUUGUCUUAAAGAUUUGUUUAACAAAGGUUCUAUGAAAGCUUACUUUAAUAAUACACAAAACAGUUCCACUUAGAACAAAAUUGCUGUUGCAUCUCUAAAAAAUUAACAAGCCUUAGUUAAGAGCUGUUGGAACACCCAUUAAUUCCCAUCAAUUAAAAAGCGAUUAUGUUAAGUGCCAAGCAUAA
Hemicordylus capensis (graceful crag lizard) is the source of this 5550-nucleotide messenger RNA. It is a transcript of the gene FANCI, whose product is annotated as FA complementation group I. The record is from RefSeq and is a predicted model, not a curated record. Gene Ontology annotation, biological process: DNA repair. The transcript is spliced from 39 exons. NCBI's taxonomy places the organism in Eukaryota, Metazoa, Chordata, Lepidosauria, Squamata, Cordylidae. Gene Ontology annotation, molecular function: DNA polymerase binding. The coding region runs from base 465 to 4487 and encodes 1340 amino acids.